Molecule: messenger RNA, 3623 nt
Organism: Malania oleifera
Lineage: Eukaryota; Viridiplantae; Streptophyta; Magnoliopsida; Santalales; Ximeniaceae
Exons: 5
Coding region: 236-3373 (1045 amino acids)
Source: RefSeq, a predicted model, not a curated record
AAAUCGUAAUAAUAUUUAAUACGGCCGUUCUCCAAAGAAGUGGCUUUGACUCGAGCUUUUAACUAUAAAUAACCAUAAUGACGGUCCUCCCUCCUUCAAUCUGGCUUGUGUAAAUCAUUUCCUCUACUUUUCUAAUUCUUCGCUUGGUGUACACUAUCUGGCACGCUCCUACUUUCUCACUACUCUCUCGUCCCAGCCUACCUACCUCCACUUCCUCUUUCAUCUGUAGUUCUGUAUGGACUGUCAGGAUCAAAAAAAGAUGAUGAGUUCAUCUGGGCAUGAUGGUCAUGGUGUUCAUCUUUGUCACAAAUGUGGAUGGCCAUUUCCUAACCCACAUCCCAGUGCCAAGCACAGACGAGCGCACAAGAGGAUUUGCGGAACUAUCGAAGGGUACGCGCUGAUUCAGUCGGAGGAGACUGCCCGCUUGCCCGCUUCUGAUGAUGGACGCCUUUCUGACGAAGAUCAGCGAACACCGAGCCCGAAAAUUUUGGCCCGAAGUAAUAAUGACAAUGGGAGUGGUGGAAUUGGGGAAAGAUCGAAUAGAUCGGAGGAUGAAGUGUUUUCAGACGCUGUCAUGGAAUUUUCAGAUCCUGGUUUUAGUCCAAGAAGUGAAGGGCCAUUGGAGGACGCCAGAAUAUCUUUUACUAAAGCGGAAAAAAUUGUGGAAGAUGCUACUGGAGCAUUUAAUGGUACUGCAACUGCUGAUCUAGAUAUUAUUCAACCGCCAAAAGAUCCAACAGCGAGUAGUGAUGGCUGUGAUGUGCAAAACUGUGAAGCUCUUGAAAGUGCACCGGUGGCCACAUUACCUAGAGUUCAUAACUCAAGUUCCAUGGUCAAUUCGAUAGUAAGUUCAAAUUCAGAAUUCAGAUCUGAGGAUUUAGCUUUUGGGCUCCAAAGUGAUGGUAAGGGUCCAGGCCCUGAAGUGUGCAAUGAUACAUCCAAAGGGAAUAUCAAUGCUAAUAGUGGAGAUAAUGUGAUGCAGUAUUCCACGGCAUGUAUUGAGAUGGAAAAUGAUGCAAAGGAGAUUAUGGAAAAUUAUGUAGACAGCACUUCAGCUGAGAUUGCUAUCUCACCCUCUAAAACUGUUUGUGAUUCAUCUGAGGGAUGUCAUAAUUUACUGGAGAUGGAUAGAAAAUUUUCAGAUCCUAUGUUCUCAGGCAUAGUUGAUCUAAAGGAAGUGCAUAGUGAUGGGCUAAUACCUAAUAUAGCCCCUGAUGAUCACGUUGAAGCUGAAUCCUCGCACCAUACUGAUGCAAUUAUCAUGGAUACUGCAACAACAGUCAAUAGUGCCCAAGAAUUAAGUGUUUUAAGUUGUGAUUUGGUUGAAGGUAGCAACAUGGAGGGAGGAGGGAGUGCAGUUGCACAUCUUUCGGUGUCUGAUGAUAUACAUGUAAAAGAACAUCCUGCAAUCAUGCUUGAAGAUUUUAGGGGCCAUAAAUUGAUGAAGUCGGACCUGCUAACUCCUGAUUUUGGUGAAACAGUUAGAGUAGAAGAUGGUAUUAAAGCUGCUGUUUCUGAGGAGAAUCUUUUCAGUUUCCAAUCGAGCGACUUCGGUGGAAAUAAAGACAAGGGAAGUAAGCUUGUAGUUGAAGAAGCAUCUGUUAAAAGAGAAGCUGAUGACUCUGAACUAAAGGUUGUGAGCAGACAAAAACCUCGAUCAAAUGAUGGAGAUGCAUCUGAGGGUGAUGCAAGGAGUGAGACUGAGAUGAAAAUGGACCACAGAGUUUGUUCUUGUGAAGAACGGGAGCCUCAUGAUCUUCUGAGUAAUUCAGCACGAGAGAUACUGCCUACAAAGACCACAAUUACUGCUGGUUUGAAUCCUUUGGUUUCUCCAGUGGAUGCUGAAGCUAGGCAAAUGACUAAGUCAACUGCAAGUGAUUGUGCCGGUAACAAUGCAAACUAUCUAAUUGGAAUUUGUGAUACAGUUGGAAAUGAUGGCAAGGAAGUGGCAAAAGGUGAAGAUUUCAUAGCGAACACAGAAACACCCCCUGAAUUUGCUUGUACUCUCUCUGAAAAUGAUGUCCAUUGUUUUACCAGCUUACUUGGAGUUGAUGAUACAGAUGAUCAUACAAUUAAAGAUGAAAAAAGUGAUUUCGCUGGAGAUGAGAGCGGAAUAGGUGCUAUAGAGGGACAUAGAAAAAUGAACUCAACAAUGGCCCCUGAAUGUGCAAGUUGUUCUGCUGAACCGCAACGUAUGGAUGAUGGAAGGGAUGGUUCUGUGAACUUAAAAAAAGAAACUGAGUCAAUUUAUGUGGAUCGAGUUUGUGAUUCUAGCAGAGUUGGUAAUGAUAUGACCGACAUGACUUAUAUGAGCAAAUCUCAUUCUGAUCUGCAAAAGCUUGGGGAUGAAGAGAUUCAUGAAGGCAUAAAUGAUCUACAAAUCAAUGGCAACAAAAAAGUACAGGAAGAUUGUGUUGGUGUUGUUGGUGAGACUGCUAAAUCAAAUGAAAAUGGUGAUAUAUCUCAGACUUGUGAGCCAAUGAUUUCACCUGCAACUGACAAGUCUUUUGUUCAAUGUUUAUCUGGUAGCGGAGGUAGAGAGUUUGAUACAAGUACUUCUGCUAUGAUAUCUGAAUCCUUGCUAGAAGAAGAUGAUUGCUACCCUAACAAACAUCAGCUUAGCAUUUUGGCAAUAGAAAAUUUAGUGAAUUUGAGCAGCCAAACUGAUAGUCUGGAAGGCGACUGGGGUUCUGUUUCAGUAGUGUCCACCCAAUCUGAUACUCCGGCAGUUGAUGCUGAAGCUUUACCAUCAAAUGAUUCCCAAAAUUCAGCACAAGGAGAGAAGGCCAACUUGAUGAAGCUAACUGUGUCUGAGGGACAUAAUUGUGAAAAAUCAGAUAACUUUGAGCCACCAUCUUUCAUGACACUAGUUGAAUCAACAGCUGUGGCUGAAGAAAAAUCUGCUUCCAAUACCCAGACGGCAGAGAUCUUUCAACAGGCAGAACCUGCGUCUUUACAAGCUGCUUGGUUUCCAUCUGUUUCCAAUGUUGUGAAUGAGUCACCUGGGAGAAAGAAGAAUGAAGAGAUUAUUGCCAAGGUAACAAACUGGAACACUGCGAAACAACACACUCCAUUGAAAAGCCUUUUAGGUGAAGCCAAUAUUGAAACCAAAGCAAAGUUGCCCAAUCCAAAAGAAAAUCCAAUUCCUGUUUCAAGGGAAGAUGAAGCCUUGGCAAAAGAUGAUGGUGCUGUAUCCACAGCAGUGAAUUUGAUUCUGGGCCACAAAGCUGCCACAGCUCAGGAUGCCAAGAUAGAGACAGCGAAGGAGUGGAACUCUCCGGCAAGAUAUCCUACGGAGAUUAAGAGGGAGAAGAGAAAAUUAAAAGGCAAGCCGUACUGGGCACAAUUUGUAUGCUGCUCAUCUGUAAAUUAGGACCUUUCAUAUUAGCCUUCUUGGUUACGUAAAUCGAGAUAUUGAUAGAUGUGGCUGCAACACUAGGAUGCUAUUCUGCUGGGGAAACAUUUGCUGCGCUACUUGAUCUAAAACUGUAUUGCCUUGGCUGUAAUUUUGUAGUCUGGUACAUAUAUCUGUUGGUUCGUUGUAUGAGUUCAUUGUUCAUGUGGUUGUAUUUGUAUUUGAAUGAUUAGCUCAAGUUCAUGUGUAGAUUUGGGUUUACAGCUUA